Messenger RNA from Seminavis robusta, 660 nucleotides. The record is from the annotation of a GenBank genome assembly. NCBI's taxonomy places the organism in Eukaryota, Bacillariophyta, Bacillariophyceae, Naviculales, Naviculaceae.
AUGAAUCCAUCAAACGAAAUUUAUAGUGGCGAUGCUCAAAGUCGUAUCGGUGAGUCUACUAGAGACGUCGAUUAUCAGCCUGACCCGCAUCUUCAAGAAGAACAAGGAGAUCUCAAGAAAGCAAACUAUACCGCUCCCAAUCAAAACCCCGUACAGCUGGCAACAGAUCUCAGUGAAACUGCCAGCAUGGAAUUUCUGGCAAAGAAUGCACACGAGGCAAAGGUAACAGACACAGCGCCACCAGGAAAUACCCACCAGCAAGGAGAAAUGAUAACCCCAUCCAAACAGGUAACCAGAACUCGUCCCGGGAUUGAUAAUCUUGCCCAGGCCAGUAUGCCGGACGAGCACACAGAAGGGAACUUCAGGCUCAGUGACAACCGUACUACCAACAAUGCGGAUUAUGCUUUUACAGAGCUUGCUAGCAUGGAAGCUCGGCUCAGUGAUACCCAACACAGUGGUCUGCUAUCAACUUUCCCAAAAGAGCAAAAGAGACAGACUGCCGGUGCCCCAGGUAUGCCCGCCAAAGGGUUGCAGGGAAACACAGGGCUGACAGCUCUGGGGGCACAUCAUAUAGAACCAAGUGCUGAUGUGGGUGGUGCUCGUCCAGUGUUGCGCGGGCUUGGCAAAAACAGGCCUGCAACUAAAGUGGCCAAGCAGUAG